CCCAAGCAAAAAUCAUGAAUUAAUUCAAUAUUUACGUAACCAUUGUAAAUUACUUUUUUAUUUUAAUAUUUCGGAAUGUACCUUUUUAUUAUUUUUUACUGGCAAUACAUAAUAUCUAACACCGUUUAUUGUCUAUGGUCACCGGAACGUCAGAGUUCUUUUGGCGCGAAUGAUCAGCUGUUUGGAAUAAAUAAUUGAUAUUGUAGCAGUGCUUUUCAAGUUUUUACAGUGUCAAAUUAUCGUUACCUGGUAAGUAAAUUGUUAUUCUAAAUAUUCAGUAGUAAUGUAUUUGUGUUGUAUUCUGUGAUAAAUCGUUAUAGAGAUUAUGGGACACGGAUGUCCCUGUCGGCGUAAAGGAAUACUUUUUAUACGGAAUUUCAUAACUUUUUGGCCUGGUGAUUUAUACCAAAAUGCUAUCAUUUUCUUAUUCAUAUUGUUGCAGAAUAUGUUUCGUAAGGGACGUGGAGUUUUUGAGCUUCGAGAAAAUGAAAUUCAUCAAAUUUUGAUGGGUGACAAUAGCGAUGAGGAAGAUGACUUAGUGCUUGAUGAAGAAGACCAAAGACUUCUAACACAGGAUGAUGACCAAGGGGUAUUUGAUGUCGAGAUUGAAGGAACGACGACUCUUCAACGGCAAGAAUCACCUGAACCUUCAACAUCUCGACAGGAAAUCGUCACUGAAGCACAUUCCAACCUUCAACCGGUUUUCAAUUGGAAUCCGAGAACAUACCACCCAAAUGUUUUUCCUGACGUGGAAUAUGAAUUCGGAAAGGUGAAAAUCUGUCAAGAAGUUGAAGCCGAUACAUUGACUCCUUUUGACAUUUUCCGUUUAGUAACUAAUUUCGACAUUUUAGUUGAACGUAUAGUAUCCGAGUCAGUACAAUACGCUCACCAAAAUGGACGGGAGUUCACUAUCAAAAUCGAUGAAAUGAAAGCAUUUCUUGGUGUGAAUCUGGUUAUGGGCUAUCAUAUCUUGCCAUCAUUGAGAGAUUACUGGUCUACAGAACCAGACAUGGCGGUACCAUUCAUUUCAAAUGUUAUGCCAAGAACGCGAUUCGAAGAAAUACGCAGAAAUCUACAUUUCUGUAACAAUGACGAUGUAAGAGACAUAAACAGCCCUAACUAUGAUCGAGCAUACAAAAUCCGGCCAGUUAUGGAUCACUUGAAUACUUCAUUUCAAAACGCUCUCAAUAACACGAAAAAACAAUCCAUCGACGAGCAUAUGAUCAAAUUCAAGGGUCACAACGUAAUGAAGCAAUACAUAAAAAAUAAACCAGUAAGAUGGGGUUUCAAAUUAUGGUGCAGAUGUGAUGCAGAAACGGGUUACUUAUUUGAAUUUGAUUUAUAUACCGGUAAACGAACUUCAGGGACUGAGUAUGGAUUAGGUGAAUCAGUAGUGCUGAAACUUACGACAAAGCUGGACGGCUUGGGAUGUGAAAUUUACAUUGACAAUUUCUUCAACUCACCUUUGUUGCAGUACAGACUGAUUGACCAGAAUAUCAAGGCAUGUGGGACUGUUCGAAUUAACCGAAAACAUCUUCCGAAAACUGCACCAGUGGAUAAAAAAAUGAAGCGUGGGGACAUUUACACCACAAGUUUUCAAGGCAUAUCGUAUGUGAAAUGGAUGGAUAAUAAAGCGGUACAUUUCUUGACCAACUUUCUGUCACCUGUAGAAACUGAUACCGUGAAACGGCGACAGGCUGGCUCAGCAGAUAAAAUUGACGUGAGAUGUCCUAAAAUUGUGUCACACUAUAACAAAAAUAUGGGUGGAGUGGACCUAAUGGACCAACUAAAAGUGUGCUAUGAAAUAGAUCGGAGAUCAAAAAUAAAGUAUUAUCUUCGCCUAUUCUUUGAUCUGUUAGAUAUAUCGAUCAAUAAUGCACAUACCGUCUACACUAAGCUUCAUGAACAAAAAAAAAAUUGA
This is a messenger RNA of Toxorhynchites rutilus septentrionalis, 1921 nucleotides long. Its product is annotated as piggyBac transposable element-derived protein 4-like. Bases 326 to 1921 code for a protein of 531 amino acids. The transcript has a single exon. Lineage: Eukaryota; Metazoa; Arthropoda; Insecta; Diptera; Culicidae. The record is from RefSeq and is a predicted model, not a curated record.